CAAAACCUCUGCAAUGGCAUUGCUUCCCCCGCGACACGCCCGCGAAGAAAUCUCCCCACGCUCCUCGCCCGCUUCGCCGAUGCGAGACCGCUCCUCCAACUCCAACCCCGCCUCCCGCGACGCGUAGGCGUAGCACCAAAACCCCACCGCCGCCUCGCCGCCGGCCGCUGCUUUGUCCCCUCCACCUCCCAUGGCGCCCCGCCCCGCCGCCGUCGCCUUGGCCGUGGCCCUGUUCCUGCUCCUGCUCCCUGCUCCCGCGGCGGCGGCGGCCGCCGUGGGCGUGAACUGGGGCACGAUGAUGUCGCACCCCAUCCACCCGUCCGCGGUGGUCGAGAUGCUGCGCGCCAACGACGUCGACCGGGUGAAGCUCUUCGACGCCGACCCCUGGACGGUCGCCGCCCUCGCCGGGUCGGGCGUCCAGACCAUGCUCGCCGCGCCCAACGACCAGCUCGAGUCGCUCGCCCGCGACCCGCGCCGCGCGCGCGACUGGGUGCGCCACAACGUCACCGCCAACCUCAACGCCGGCGUUGACGUCAGGUAUGUGGCUGUUGGCAAUGAACCUUUUCUGAAGAGCUACAAUGGCAGCUUCAUCAACAUUACCUUUCCUGCACUCAAGAAUAUGCAGAAAGCUCUAAAUGAGGCUGGCUUUGGCCAAGGCAUCAAGGUAGUUGUGCCGCUCAAUGCUGAUAUCUACAGCUCCCCUGAGAACAAACCAGUGCCAUCUGCUGGGAGUUUUCGCAAGGAUAUUAAUGACCUCAUGGUUGACAUUGUUAAUUUCCUCCAUGUGAAUGAUGCGCCCUUUGUGGUUAACAUCUACCCAUUUCUCAGCCUCUACCAGAAUCCCAACUUCCCACUGAAUUUCUCCUUCUUUGAUGGUGCUACCAAGCCAGUGUAUGAUCAAGGAGUGGUCUACACCAAUGUGUUUGACGCCAACUUCGACACGCUUGUCUGGUCAUUAAGAAAAGCUGGUGUGCCCGACAUGAGAAUCAUUGUUGGUGAAGUUGGCUGGCCAACGGAUGGCGAUAAGAAUGCUAACGUCAAAUAUGCACAGAGGUUCUAUAGUGGUUUUCUGAAGAAGAUGGCCAAAAAUGUCGGGACACCUCUGAGACCCGGUCACAUGGAAGUUUACCUGUUUGCGUUGAUUGAUGAGAACCAGAAGAGUGUUCUGCCUGGACGCUUUGAGCGUCACUGGGGACUAUUCACAUAUGAUGGAAAACCAAAGUUCUCUAUGGAUCUCAGUGGAAAUGGCAAGGUCAAUUAUCUGGCUGAAGUGAAAGGGGUGCAGUACUUGCCAUCACAGUGGUGUGUAUUCAACAAGGAUGCAAAGGAUAAGUACAAAGAUCUGCCAGCCUCUGUAAACUAUGCAUGCUCAAAUGCAGAUUGUACACCACUGGGGUAUGGGUCCUCAUGCAAUGGUCUCAGCCAUGAUGGGAACAUAUCAUAUGCGUUCAACAUCUACUUCCAGACGAUGGAUCAGGAUGUCAGAGCCUGUUCUUUUGGAGGUCUUGCAAAGAUCACAACGACAAACGCUUCACAAGGAGGGUGCUUGUUUCCAGUACAGAUUCUGAGCGUUUCAGGAAGAGUGGUGCCACUGAUAUUUUUGCCUCUAUCCUUGGUUCUGUUAGUCUCUGUAUUCACUCUACUAUAGACAUGGGAGGACAGUAGUAAGCACUGACAUAUUAGGUGAUUGAAGCUGUAAUAGGUUUGCACAUGACAGAGGAAAGAAGAGUCACUCCAGAUGAAGCUGGAGGAAGACAAAAUUGUCGAACUGAGUCGUUCUCUCUGUGUGGUGCUGGCAGACUGGCAGUAGUACCUCUGCACUAACUUUGGAUAGUGAGAAAGCUACAAUUUGACAUAUGUGAUCGGGAGAAGCUAGAAUUUCUUAUCUCUACUUUUCAGUUGACUGCCUUGCGUAUCUACAAGUGUUAAGUCCUGAAAUCUUUUAUUGCUAUGCUGGCUGCAGAUAUUGUACAGCAACAUGACUUUCACUUUCCUUUUUGAUACCAGAUACUGAUGGUACCUGUUUACUAGGCACCAGUCGGUCAUCUAUGAAAUGAACAUUUUGCACGGCUUACCUGUCCUGCCCUGUACCUGCGGAUUUGGUGUCAUCUGGAUGUGUGAACCAAGUGAAGGAAACAGUUUCUUCUGUGUCAUACAGCUACACUGGUUUCGCAAGUGUGAUAUUUUUCUGUUGAGUCACUUCUCUAGGGAGAGAAUUUAGUACUGAUUAUUGUCCCUUUUCAGUGCUCUUUGUUCCAUUUUCGAUUAUCUUAUUUCUUUGAGAACAUAUCUCCUUAUUUCCUUUUGGUCUAGUCAGUUCAGGCAAACCUAACAGGAUCUGUGAAAGAUCAUACAUUUUGGAGUCAGAAACAUAUGGCUAAUUCGUGACGAAAUUCUGGACGAUAACAAAUAUUUAGAUUUCAAUUGUAAGCCUGUCCAGCUAGCCAGCUACUGUUGCUAGCACUUAGCUCCACACUAGAUUGAAAGUGAAUGCGUCGCGGAGGAUGGAGAAGUUAAACUCAGCGCUGGCUGACACACACCGCUCCGCUGACAAUGAGGUCCGUACAGAAUAACGGCAACUCUUGAGGGUGAAUCUGCAAGCUCCCGAGGCAAAUAUCCACCG
Messenger RNA from Panicum hallii, 2623 nucleotides. Its product is annotated as glucan endo-1,3-beta-glucosidase 8-like. The coding region runs from base 191 to 1648 and encodes 485 amino acids. Lineage: Eukaryota; Viridiplantae; Streptophyta; Magnoliopsida; Poales; Poaceae. Gene Ontology annotation, cellular component: plasma membrane. The transcript has 5 exons. Gene Ontology annotation, molecular function: hydrolase activity, hydrolyzing O-glycosyl compounds. The record is from RefSeq and is a predicted model, not a curated record. Gene Ontology annotation, biological process: carbohydrate metabolic process.